AGUAAAAUGGCGACUUGGAAGAGUCUUUCAGAUAUUCUUGGUUUACCUCGUUUUCUUCUUCUUUCACACGCCUUUACUAGUACCAGAAAUAGCUUUUUAUCACCUUUAGGCUGCCUUUCAUCAGUCUAUUGUCGUAGUUUUCACAUGUCUGCACCAGGUGAGUUAUUAGAAUUGUCAAGUCUUUCGCUCUAGUCGUGAAGGUAGCGGCCGAUCGAAAAGUCUGUCUUAUUAGAUAUUAUUUUAAUAGCACCUGAAUUCCCCGAGUUCCGCAAUGUUGACAAAAUGUGUCUUGAUAUUAUUUCGUAGUGGACGGCAAAUAUCAUCACAUCGCCAAAAAGAGAAAGCUCCGGAAGCGGAGAAUGGCUCAAUUGCGUUCCAGAUUCGAGGUAAUGACAAAGCUGUUGUCAGCCAGCCAACAACACUGGACCACUUUAUACAUAAAGACUUUAAAGCAUCGAUUACGAGCACGUAUGCAUGUUUAUUCACGUAGAUGCUCUAUGUCGAAUAUCAUACCAUAAUGUUAUCUGUAAAAUUUGAAAAUCAAAGAACUGUAAAAUUAAUUGUAAUCAAUAUAUAUACUAUUAACUCACCCUUAGAAAAGUUCUUGAUAAGUGUACUGUCUUGCAAGUGUUAUUGAUUGUUUAUAUUUUUUCAUAUUUAAGAGACUGGAUGAAGAAGACAGACCAACUGGAUGUUUGCUCUGUCCCAAGAGAACUGAUGUAGAAAUCAACUAUAAAGUAUGUUGUUAAAUCAACCAUACUAACAGGAAUAACAUAUUAACUAUACUAACAGGAACGCCACUGAAUCAUGGUCAACAGUAACCGGCACAGUACAAAUGACUUAUUGAUGGAAUUAAGCAAAACUAACUACGAGAGAACGACAGGACAACUGAAAAUUUGACUAACAAUAAAUCACUGUUUAACUGUGACAAUAGACAGGUCAAAACGCACCAAUGAUAUUUCGAGUCUGCAUAGCCUAUAACACGGUUUAACUGACAGACGACCAAUAACAUCAUGACUUAACUGACCAAUCAGGUCAACAACCAGAGUUAAAUACCAUCAACUGGCUUGGUACAAAUCACUUUGACUGUGAAGAUGACUACCGCACAGGUUGUCGAAAUGUCAGUCCCUGUCAACAAUGACAGUCCUAUUCAGGACUACGUUUACCCAGACAAUCAUACUCAACCUACUUACGAAAUGACUCCUGGGUUCAAACCUUUCACAGGAAUAAAGAUGUUGAUUGGCCAUAAAAGUAAAGCUUAAAUUCAAACUUUUAAACCAUAUUAUAUGGUUUAAAAGUUAUAAUAAUAUUAUUACAACAUUUGUCUGUCCAAAGAAAUGGCCUCAAUCUCUUCUGUAUCAUUUUACUCUCAAUAUUUUAAAUAAUUUGAAAUGAAAAGAUGUUGAGACCAUUAUUUGUCGUGAGAUGCAGGAUUUUUCAAUAUUGUUUUUCCACAAGUAGCUCCCAAUGGUGGGAUUGUUACAUGUAGCUGUUGGAUUCGUGAGACGUUGAAACUGUUGACACUCUACUUCUCACAUAUCUUAACAGUAACACGAUGCUACAAACUUACUGUAAAAUGUUAAGAGAAUGUCAAAGCUUUUUGAUCGGGGCCAAUUUACCUUCUAAGUCCUUCAAUGUGCCACUGAAUCUCAACAACAGCCCUUAACUAUUAGGAGAUAAGGACGUAAGCUUGUGUAAGUCUGGUUUUCUCAUUCUAGGUUCUGUGAAUGGUCUCAAGGAAAUUCCACCUUUAGAUAUGUGUAAUACUGGGUUAAUAAAUUGUGAAAAGAAACUGUUCUUUAGGUCAAGAGUACAGGUUCAUGUUAACUUUACAUGACCUACACCCUUAUCAGUUUUAAAGAUUAUUGUUUGUUAGGGAAAGGUCUAUGGUUAAGUUGUUGCUUACAGACAGUACAUGGAGGUAAUGUUAUACUUUUAAUACUGGUAAUUUUAAAUUUAUACAGUGAAACCUCAAUAUAACGAGCCUCUAUACACUAAAGUCCUUGAUAUAACAAUUUAUUUUCUUUACCCCAGUAAUAGUCAGGGUUUCCAUGCACCUUGAAAGUCCUUGAAAUUUAAAAUGAAAAUUCAAGGCCUUGAAAGUCCUUGAAAAUUGCAGUCGGUGCUGGAAAGUCGUUGAAUUUCGGUGCUUACUUUAUCCAACCCAGAUCCUGACGUGCCUAAUAUGAAAGACCACCUUCAGCAUAAAAUUGCUCAUGUUGUGGUUAAGAGCUAAAAAAGACAUAGACUGACGGGCCUUUUUUGCACAGAAUGGAGUCCUUGAAAAAUGGGAAAUGUGUCUUUGAAAAGUCCUUGAAUUUUUGGUUCAAAAAGGGUAUGAACCCUGAAUAGUAAAAUUUAUGGAAAAGACCUCAAUAUAUCGAUAUGUCAUUUUUGCCAGUCCCUUGGCACUUCCUAAUAUUCAGGUUCCACUGUAUAUGAUAAAUUUUUAACUGAAAGAAGUGAUUUUUUUUUUUAAAUCAAUCCUUUCUUGCAGAAUGUUCGAUUGUUAUCCCAGUUUGUUUCACCACACACUGGAAGAAUGUAUGGACGAACUUUAACAGGUUAGAGCAGUUGUUCUUAACUUUAAAAUUAACAUUUUAAAACUUUCCCUUUUAGUUAUUGACAAAAUCAGCCCCAGUCAUUUGGUAACUGCUGAGUUGUUUUGCAGGUUUAUGUGAUAAAAAACAGACAGAAAUAUCAAGAGCCAUCAGGAGAGCAAGAGCUAUAGGUAUCGAAAAUACUUUCUUCCAUUUUUAUUAUUUUUAUGAAGUCUAUUUUAUUUUAUUUUAUGGCAGUACCUGGGAUUGCAUCUUUAAAAUCCUUAAUUUUUAGUGAUCAUCAUGAUUUUAUUGUUGUUUUAUGCAUUUCCUUCAGGUUUCAUGCCUGUAACAAUGAAGUACGUGGCUUUUCAUAAUGAUCCCAAGUUAUUCUAGCAGCUUUUUCAGAUGUUCCAGUCAACUGCCUUUGUUUCUAUAUUAAUUUCUGAGUAAUCAAAUUUGUAAAUAAAAGUACUG
Molecule: messenger RNA, 3017 nt
Organism: Porites lobata
Lineage: Eukaryota; Metazoa; Cnidaria; Anthozoa; Scleractinia; Poritidae
Source: the annotation of a GenBank genome assembly